CACACAGCCACCCACAUCGCAAGCCAUGUCUGUUCGCCUGCGUGAGGACAUCUACGGUGGCCCACAGGAUGACCUGUUGCGGUUUUGGCUCUCGGUUGACAUCCCUCGCCAGCUGGCAGAGAAGAGCCUGACCACCCCACACCUGGCUCCAACAGGGUCAUUCAUCCUGCGCCGAUCGAAGAGCUCUCCCGGCAACUAUGCCGUCACCGUUGUGCAGGGGAAGACGAUCAAGUCUUACGAGAUUAUGGACCUUGGCAUGGGCCAGAUUGGGCUCGGCACAGGCCAGGCCUUUGAGAGCCUGGAGACCAUGCUUGACUUCUUCUACACGCAUCCGUUCCCAGACGAAGGCAAUGGCCACGUCGCCCUCACCCGCAUGCAUCCCCACAUCCACGGCGUGCGCAUGCCGCGGCUGAUGGCCCCACCGGCUCACGAGGUUCCUGUCGCCGACAGCAUGUACGAGACCAUCGAGUCUGCCGAGCGGCACAUGGUGUCUCAGGGCGCACUGCCUGAACGCGUCGGCUCCAAGCCGCAGCAGCAGCAUCAGCAGCGAGGGCCUGCCCGCGACCCAACAUACGACGACAUCGACGAUGCCACAUACGGGGACACGGGCGCCCCCGCUGUUGUGCAGCAGCAGCAGCGCAUUGCGCCUGCGUCGACCUCGUCGCGCGUUGGCGGGUCCAUCCUGCGUGUGCCCUCGCAUCGCCGCCCGUCCACAUCUGCAACUGCGCCGACAGCCGGGUACGAGGGGGAGCUGACCAAGCCCGCUGUUGGGUACGGUGACGUGGCCCAGCCGGACAACACAUAUGGGGAUAUGGCGGCGCCCAUGGCAAACCUUUCCCUGUACGGCGACAGCGCAUACGCCGAUGCUGACGACGGCAUGUAUGGUGACACGGGCGCGGCCGAGAACUUGUAUGGCGACGACAGCGCCGCACCACCGCCACCACGACCAGCAGUGCCCAAACCAUACCAGGGCACCGGCACAAACAGCCGCAUGGGCACUGCCACCACAGCAGCACCAGCCACGAGGACCACGGUCACGCAGGCGACGGAGAGCGUGUAUGGCGAUGCGUUUUACGGGGACGCGCCACAGGCCGUCGACUCACACAUCUACGGAGACGACGACACGCCGAACCUGUACGGCGACGCAGACAUGGGCACCACGCGGCCGGGCAACAGCGCAAUGCCGCCACCAAUCUCGUCGUCGUCAGCAGCAGGGCGCGACCGCAAGAACACGUCCGAUGAGCUGUACGACAUGCCCCGCAACAAGGCCAACAGUCGGGCAGGGCAGGUGACAUACUCGCUUCCACAGGACAUCCGCGCUGGCGAGUCGCAGCCCAUGUACGGGGACACGGCCGCCGACGAUGAGUACAACACAGAGGCGGGCCACGCUUCGCUCAUGUCAUUUGCCAUGCCGUCCAACAUCUACGGCGAGCCUGCAAGCAACGACGACGUGUACGGCGAACCGGCCCCCGCCCCUUACGGCACCCCUGCCUCUGAGCAGGACGUGUAUGGCGACACGCCCCCCGCACCAUACGACAAACCCCGCUCGACGGGCGUGAAGCGACAGCAGAAGGUCGCUGGCAGCAUGGACCAGGGCGCCCGCUGGUGA
Molecule: messenger RNA, 1609 nt
Organism: Salpingoeca rosetta
Lineage: Eukaryota; Choanoflagellata; Craspedida; Salpingoecidae
Exons: 5
Coding region: 26-1609 (527 amino acids)
Source: RefSeq, a predicted model, not a curated record